UAGUACAACUCCACUGCUUUGCUGCUCGUCAGUCUGAACAGCGCUGCAUGGCCAGUCUCAAGGGCAAACCAUGUACUAGUACAUUUCCUAUCGAACGCAAAUGAAACGUAAAUACAUUGGAUUACAGUUGGGUUCUAAAUGCGUAAUUGAAUAGACAAAUCCAUGCUGGAAACCUUGGAUUAAUAUCUAUUUUUUCAACACAAGCCAUUGUUUUGUUUUUACAGCGAGGGAGAACAACAGCUGUUUUGGUAUCUCUCUUUGGUAAGAGGAACAACCUUGCUGGGGACCCCUUGGUGGGUUUAUUUAGUCUCCUUUCCCAGUGAUACAAGGAUAAACCCCAAUACCAAUUCUGUUGAACACAACUUUCUCAACACAAGGGGGAGACAACAUUUAUUCCCCGACAAGGGAUGGUAGAUAACUUUGUAGUGAGCGAGGAGUCUUUUCUGAUAUACUGUGGCUCCCCGCCCGCAUACCACCUAUCGGACAUGGUGACAGACUCAAGCACCUACCAGGUGAUGUCCUCGCCCUUCUCUGAGGAUGACCUCAGCGAGUCAUCCAGCCCCCGGUCCUGUUCUAGCCCAGACUCCCAGGUCCUCAGCUCCAGCUAUGGUAGCAGCUCCAGCACAGAGAGCCAGGACAGCAUCCUGGACUACCUGCUCUCCCAAACCUCUCUGGGGGCUGCAGGUGGUGGAGCAGUGGUCCCAAUGCCACUACCCACCUUCUUGUGGGACUGUCGGAAGGAUGCGCCAACGAAUCCGGAGCCAGUGAAGGAGGAGAAUUUUGACUUCCCGGUUUGGUCUUCUGUGGACAUGGAAGAGCCACCUGGAGGGUCCUUCCAGCCAACCCUGGAGGAGAUUGAAGAGUUCUUAGAGGAGAAUAUGGAGGUGGUGUCAAUGAAACAGGAGGCAUUGGAGGAGGUGGUGGGUCUGGGGGGGAGCUUAGAAGUCUGUAGGGAUGCUUCCCCAGGGAAAAGGCUGGAAGCAGAGUCCAAGCGUUCAGACCAAACUGUGCCCACUGCAAAUGCUGCUGACACUGCUACCACCAAGGAAAUGACCAAAGGUAUACAGGCCAAAACUCCUGCACAAGAACCUGACACAGGCCUGAACAAUGGCCCAAAGAGGGGCUCGGCCAACAAGAGUGUCUCCACAGAUGGUGGUUCCAAUGAUGACAGUAGUGGGAUGCCAGUCAUCGUCCAGAUCCAGCCAAUUCAGAUCAAACAGGAACCAACAGCGACACCAACUCCACUGCCUAUGUCCCAGCCCCCACAAUCAACCUUGGCCUCGGAUAUCAAAAUAGCCCAGCUGCUGGUCAACAUCCAAGGCCAGACCUUUGCACUGGUCCCCCAGCUCCUUCCCUCCACCAAUCUCAAUGUCUCCUCCAAGUUUGUGCGCAUUGCACCAGUCCCCAUAGCGGCCAAGCCCCUGGGGAAUGGGGAUGCUUUGGCGGGGAGUCACAGAGGGGGGAUCUUGGUUGGGGGUCAGAAGUUUCAGAAGAAUCAACUGGCAGACCUUAUCAAAAUGCACAAAUGUACUUUCCCAGGCUGCACCAAGAUGUACACCAAAAGCAGCCACCUCAAGGCUCACCUCAGAAGACAUACCGGGGAGAAGCCUUUUGCUUGCACCUGGUCUGGGUGUGGAUGGAGGUUCUCGCGUUCAGAUGAGCUGUCGCGACACCGGCGGUCCCACUCCGGGGUCAAGCCCUACCAGUGCCCUAUAUGUGAGAAAAAGUUUGCUCGUAGUGACCACCUGUCCAAACAUAUUAAGGUCCACCGCUUUCCACGAAGCACCCGGACGGUGCGCACUGCAAACUGACUCCUCUCUGAUCACUGUCAAACAGACAUUGGCCAAGGAAGCAGAGAAAGAGUAUAUGGAUGUGUGUGGAAGUGUUUGUGACUUCAAAUGUGUGUCUUUUGAAAAGAAAGUGUGAUUGGGGUCAUGGUAAUUUAUUGUGCAAAUCAAAACUUGGUUACCAUCUUCUCUGUCAUCAGAAUUUCAGAAAACUUGGUGACAUGUUGUAUUCUCUGUAAAUGUUUUUGCAGUCCUUUAUCUUUUGUUUCAGUGUAAGAUAAGAUCAAAUCAACUUUCAUUGUAGCUAAAAUGUAUAUUGCUUCAGUAAUGGCCUUGUGUUUCUAUUUUACCUAGAUAAAAGACUGCAUUUGUAUUGCCAACGCCAAUGUCUUGGACAUUCCACAUGUUAUGCAAUAGUUAGGAAGUCAGGUUGAAGUUUCUCUGGAAACUUUUUGUCCUCGUGUUUGUUUCGUCUUAUCGUGCCAUGCAUUUGGGUGGCGAAAAGGUGAAGCAUUUAUGGACAUGAACUACUGAUGACACAAAUAAGAGAAUAAGAUAGUGGGAUUCUUUUCAAGAACCUGCUCCAAUCAUGAUGCAAGGGAAAGUUCAAAGCAAUAAGAAUAUCAAAAAAGUAACACUAGUAAUUUUUUAUAUCUAAACAAGCCUUCCAGUCAGUGUUAGAUUAUUACUUAAGUUUGUUUUCAGCUUUUUAUUCAAGUGAAUAACAUGUUUAUGUUGGUGUUUUUUGAAUUGGUAUCUCAAGCAGUCUUACAACUCAAGUUUGGCCUUAACUUGUCACAGUAUCCUUUUGAUGAAGCAACCAGUGGUCACAUAAUAGGUUGUUUAUCAAGAAUAUUUAUUUGUCGGGUAACCAGUGUCUAAAUCAGGAAAAUGAUUAGGAGGUAUUAUACACUACAGUGCUCAGCAUACAUAACCAUUGAGAUGAAUGUCUCAAUGAGCAAAUUUAGUUUUUGUCAACACAAAAUCUGCCUCAUUUGUUCAAUCUCUUAAAGGAAUUACCCUCAAGUUUUUGCCCUCAAUUUGCUAUGGCAGCAUGGGGCUCUGUAUGCGGACACAACACCGUGGUGCUGAACGCCCUGAAGAACUACCUUCUGGCGAUUAAUAGUUGUUUUUGUUAGCUCUUGAAUGUGUGUGUUAUGUGUGCAACAAAGGUUGUGCGGAUGACCGUCCAUGCAUAUCUCAUGUAUGUUUGCAAACAAAAUACAGGGGGUACACAAUAUUGUACAUCAUUCCUUUCAUUCAAUUUUUGAAUUUUGAAUGCUUGUUUAAACACAGGUGUUUUAUCGCAUCCUAUGAAUGUAUGUAAAUAUGAGGACGUGUACAUGGCUGCAUACACAAGAAAACACAAGACUUCUGAUAAACUAUCUUAGUCUGUCUUUGUGAAUAUUUCUAGUGUAAACCCUAAAAAUGUACAUAAAGUUUCAGUACAUAUGAAUAUAUUCUAUAUUUUUUCUUUGUUCUACCCAAGAUGCAUUUACAAAUAAAAAGAAAG
Hypomesus transpacificus is the source of this 3300-nucleotide messenger RNA. It is a transcript of the gene klf15, whose product is annotated as Kruppel-like factor 15. The record is from RefSeq and is a predicted model, not a curated record. Gene Ontology annotation, molecular function: DNA-binding transcription factor activity, RNA polymerase II-specific; RNA polymerase II cis-regulatory region sequence-specific DNA binding. The transcript has 3 exons. Gene Ontology annotation, biological process: regulation of transcription by RNA polymerase II. The coding region runs from base 408 to 1811 and encodes 467 amino acids. Lineage: Eukaryota; Metazoa; Chordata; Actinopteri; Osmeriformes; Osmeridae.